Molecule: messenger RNA, 621 nt
Organism: Oppiella nova
Lineage: Eukaryota; Metazoa; Arthropoda; Arachnida; Sarcoptiformes; Oppiidae
Source: the annotation of a GenBank genome assembly
UGGAGAAAAUCUUUCGGUGUUAACAACAGGACCUUAGAUAAGGAUUACGGCAAAGAGUUCUUCAAAAUCGGCGCCUUCUUUGUGUACACGGAGGACAAGAAUGGUAUUCCUCUGUUGUUUCUUAGGGGCAAAUGCAACAGAAAAGUUACUAAAUUGCGAGAACUCAUUGAGAUGUUCAUCAUUGGCAUCAUUGAACAAUUGGACACAAAAGUGGGCAAAAAAGGCUUUAUUCUGGUACUCGACUGUUCCGACAGUAGUAUUAAUAACCUAAGCAUGGAUUUAAUGAAAUUCGUGAUUACAAGUCUCACCGUUUACUACCCGCUGGCCCUUCAAUACGUACUGAUCUAUAACAUGCCGUGGCUUCUGAGGGGUAUCUGGAAACUGGUGAAGGGAUGGUUAGGAGAGUACAGACAUUUGGUGUACUUCGCGAAUGGAGAUGAGAUUGAAAAGUAUGUGGACAUCGAGUCGUUGCCUAAAUAUAUGGGAGGGAAGUGCAAUAAAUCGUUCACUGAAGCACCGGAUAAUUGUCCCACAGUUUAUGAAUUGGCCGAAAGGUAUGGCUUCACGCAAACAGAGGUCAAGAAAUAUAUGAAAAUUUAUGAUGACUUGCUAGAAGAAGCC